GUCUAGUCUUCCCCUGCUUGUGGAGCCCACCUCACGCCCGCGCCCAUCCCUCCACACCCACCCACAGCUCUUCUCCGCCCUCAAACCCUCUACGCCACCAGUUUGGAGCCACAAGAUAACUUCCUACUCUCCCCCCCCCCCUCCUCCCCUGCACACUUGCUACUAUAACCUGUACUCUAUAUUUAAUUUUUACGGCCUCGACCUGACUUAUAGAUGCCCACUCCUCACGCGCCCUAACCCCACCCUCCUCCUCGCUCCCAUUACCGCCACCAGGAUUCUUCGCCUACUCGCGUAGCUAAUCGUCACUACUAGACUUCUCGAGCUCUCUCCCACGCCCACAGCCUUCACGCCUGCACACACAAGCUCCCGCCCUUCCAUCAAGAUGGAUCCUAUGACUUACGUUAUGAGUCCGCGAGGGAUACUGAAGGUGUCUCAGAUGGUGUUGGUGGUGGUGGUGGUGGGGUUGUGGUUCAGCCUUGUCCACAGCUGGCAACACUUCGUUACUGGCACCGUCUUCCUCAGUUUAUUCACCUGUUUUGGACUCUUUGCCCAGAAUGCUUUACACGGGCAUAGCAGAGUGCUGGAAAUCCUCCUGAGUGGGGUGUUGAGCAUCUUCUUCUUCGUUAGUGGCAUCCUAGUGCUCGCCAAGUAUUCUUCCAAGGAACCCGUGGCCGACGCCUGCGGCGCCUUCAGCUUCUUCCUCUGCGUCAUCUAUGGCCUCGAUGUAUUUUUCUCAUACAGGCAGGACUCUGAGUGAGGCGCGGCUCCAACAGUUUCUUUCUGCCCUCUUCUUCAGUGCAACAACUUCGGCCUCUCAUGAUGUUCACUAGCCCGGUUGCAUGUUUGUAUGUUUGGUGCUGCAACUCCCUUAUCUAGCUAGCACGGCAGCAUCCAUAUUCAUCAUAAAUCACAGUUUGCAGGGACGAUUGACAGUGAUGUCUGUAAAACAUGCACCUGGAAGUAAUCUUGCUCUCAAUUAUACAGUGUAGCCUAUGGAUGGACCGGUACUAAAGAAUGGGCGCCAUGGUGCCACUUGUCUUCUCAAAUAUUAUCUCACAUUCUGUACGCUAUGAUCCUCAACGGACAAAAUACGGGGAAGUGUGAAACUUAGCGGUUCGCACACAUCCGCGUUUUCUAUUUGUUGGUUGAUUAGGUAAGGUGGAUGUCCUGGAUUCGUGCCUUUUAGCACCCCGCAUUUUGUCCGGUGUGGCAACUCAAGAGAACGGGUUGGAUGAUUAGUAGAGAAUUUAUUUACAGGAUACGAUCCAUCAUGUUUGUUUUACAUCACAAUAGGCUACAUGCCGUUCUUGUUCUCUAUUUUUUUUUUGUAUAAGUACGAUCUAGUUUCAUAACUGAACACAUUUAUUAUAAACAAAAUGUUUAAGUGUCAUGAUUCCCUAACCAAUGGCCGAUAUGGAAUCCUAUUAAUGAGAACUAAAAUUCUGUCAAAAACUGUUAUUUAGCCACAAAUCUACGCUCACCUUAACAAUGAAUGGUAAGGGUGAAGUAACGCAAUCAUAAACACAUCCCAGUAAAAUACCGCAACGAAUCCUCCAGAAAUUAAUGGAAACACUUCCGUCUAGUGAGUCCAUGGACACAGACAACUACUAAAUAUAAAAUGUGGGUAAUAACUGCGUCGUCGUUUUACAAUAAUAAUAAUAUUUUGCUAAACAAUUGUCAAACAACUUCUACUUCAAAUUAUUAAAAUCUUAAAAAGCUAUAUAUUUGUAAUCCACCAUGGCAUGUACUGCUCUCUGUCUCUGUCUCUGUCUCUCUCUCUCUCUCUCUCUCUCUCUCUCUCUCUCUCUCUCUCUCUCUCUCUCUCUCUCUCUCUCUCUCUCUCUCUCUCUCUCUCUCUCUCUCUCUCUCUCUCUCUCUCUCUCUCUCUCUCAGAGAUUUUCUUCUUAGGUAUUUUAAUCUUAUGAAAAACAGUAGUAUCACAGAAAAGACAUAUAUCGAUGCUUUAUAUUUAAAAACAGACUUUUGGAGAAUGUACUCCAUCAUCAGUGCAAAAAAAAUAAGCACACUCGACAAAAAAAAAGCUAAAAUCGUAAAUAAAAAGUUCAAAGAUUUAUUAAAAUCAGUAUAUAUAUUAAAAUACUAAGACAAUAAAACCUAAUCAAACAAUAUACAAAGUAAAAAGUAAAAAAUAUAUACAAAAUAGAAAAAAAUACAACGUAGACAUAACAUAGAGAAGACAAUAGUGGGUGAGCAAUUAAGUCGAGAACUCAGAGUUUUCAACGAAUGGUCUCAUUUUGCCGAGGUAAAUGGAUUCCAUGAUAGUGAUCUAGUCGAUGACUUGGAAGUUAUCACAGUGAAAUCAGUGUGAGUGAAUGGCUGACACAUGGCUUCACAGCGAUCUUUGUUAAGUAGAGGACACAACUUGCCAAAGUUGCAGACAUACGGCAAAAGAUGACCCAAUGCUCACAGGUACGAUGAUAAGGUAGCAUCAUGAGAUAUUCCCCGGGGUAUCGAACCUUACAGUUCAAGCACUUAGAACAGAUAAACAACACCAGAUCUGAGAUCAAAAGGUAAACGGUCCCUAUGUUUAAAGUACUUACCAAAAGUAUGAUUAAUGGUAGACACAAACUGAAAGCUAAUAUGUUGAUAGGAAUGGAUUUCAUUAGGUCAAUUAGUAAAUGGUUUAAAUGUUGAAGGUUAUGUCAUCUCAAUAUUGUGAAGAGUAAGCUGGUGUGUGGUGGACCCAAUCACUGAACCGUUAAGAUAGCGAGGGGUCACGUUACAGAAACUGAUAAUGGCAGAUAACGCAUUUAAACCUUGAUGAAAAUGCUCUUUGUACUCAAAUGUACUUCUGCUUUGCUUUGUAUAGAAGGAAUUUAAGGAACAAAUAGAUCACAUCAGAUUGUUAGUGAUUAGAACUCAUCAUCUAUAUAUAUAGACGAUGUAAUCCACCAUCAAUCCAAAGAUAACUCAUCAUCUAUAUAUAUAGAUGAUGAGCUCAUAUUACGACCUGCGCUCUCAACACAUGCAUGACACACAAACAUGCGUUCUAUCGACCUUUUUUUACCCAUAUGUUUUAAGAGAUUUUUGUAUGUGAUUCAUAAUAAACAACUUCACGAGGGGUGUAAU
Molecule: messenger RNA, 3090 nt
Organism: Procambarus clarkii (red swamp crayfish)
Lineage: Eukaryota; Metazoa; Arthropoda; Malacostraca; Decapoda; Cambaridae
Cellular component (GO): membrane
Source: RefSeq, a predicted model, not a curated record